Molecule: messenger RNA, 1299 nt
Organism: Leptosia nina
Lineage: Eukaryota; Metazoa; Arthropoda; Insecta; Lepidoptera; Pieridae
Source: the annotation of a GenBank genome assembly
AUGGCAUUGCGAAGUGGCCUUAGUUUAUUGAGAUAUAUUUCGCUGCGUACUUCGAGUAGGGUAUUAUCGACACACAUAAAUCCAGAAAUCAAUCAAAAUGGCGAAAAAACCGCAGAAUUUCCUGGUGCAAAAGCUCCCUACGUGACGGAGAUGAAGUUCUUAAAUGAAAAUAGCUAUGAAUCUAUACCUAUCUAUCGAGUACUGGACAACAAUGGAGAUGUCAUACUUGCCAAUGAAGAGCCAACACUUGACAAAGAAACUUUACUUAAUAUGUACAAGAGCAUGGUUCAGCUAAAUCAAAUGGACAAGAUACUAUACGAGUCGCAAAGACAGGGGCGCAUAUCUUUCUACAUGACUAACUACGGCGAAGAAGGUAUGCACGUGGGCAGCGCAGCAGCUCUUUCGCCGCAAGAUCUAAUUUUUGCUCAGUACAGAGAGGUAGGAGUCCUGCUCUAUCGGGGUAUGACUAUCACAGAACUGAUAAACCAAUGCUACGGCAACCACGAGGAUCCCGGAAAAGGGAGGCAUAUGCCGGUCCACUACGGAAGUAAACAAUUAAAUGUAGUAACGAUAUCUAGUCCCUUGGCGACACAAAUGCCGCAAGCCGUGGGCGCAGCGUAUGCUUUUAAAAGAACGCCCGACAAUGAUCGCUGCGUAAUUUGUUACUUCGGCGAAGGAGCUGCAUCAGAAGGAGACGCUUUUGCUGCCUUCAACUUCGCUGCUACACUCGACUGCCCCGUUAUAUUGUUUUGCAGAAACAAUGGUUACGCGAUAUCGACACCCUCAAGCGAGCAAUACCGUGGAGACGGUAUCGCCGCCAGGGGUCCAUCUAUGGGGCUGCACACUAUACGAGUGGACGGAACAGAUGCCCUCGCUGUAUACAACGCGGUAGCAAGAGCUAGAGAACUAGCCGUCAAAAAUAAACCUGUCCUCAUUGAAGCCAUGUCUUAUAGGGUAGGUCAUCACUCCACAUCGGAUGAUAGUACAGCCUAUAGAUCCCUGGAGGAGAUACAAAAAUGGACGAGCGAUGAAAACCCUGUACAAAAGCUAAGACUGUACCUAGAGCGCAAAGGACUUUGGAAUGAAGAAUCUGAAAAAUCACUUAUCAAGGAGUCACGCGACUUUGUCGUUCGAACAAUGCAAGACGCUGAAAAGAAGAAAAAGCCGCAUUGGAAAGAAAUGUUCGAAGACGUGUACUAUGAUAUGCCACUAAAGUUACAGAAACAAAUGCACGAAAUGGAAGACCAUCUGCGGAAAUACGAAGAACAUUAUCCGAUGGAGAACUACGAAAAAGAAUAA